Messenger RNA from Peromyscus californicus insignis, 965 nucleotides. Its product is annotated as 60S ribosomal protein L7a-like. NCBI's taxonomy places the organism in Eukaryota, Metazoa, Chordata, Mammalia, Rodentia, Cricetidae. Bases 134 to 856 code for a protein of 240 amino acids. The record is from RefSeq and is a predicted model, not a curated record. The transcript has 3 exons.
GGAAGCAAUGCCUUACAUUUCUGCAGGCAGCUCAAACUCAGAAGCCCCCAAGCAAGCUGGGAUAGAGCCUCUUCAUUGGCUGAAGCUCCUCCGUGCAGGAUUGCUGAGCAAAAGGAGAUGCAAUCACUGAGAGAUGAAAUGUGUUUCUACUGUCCUGGAGUCGCAAACGGCAGCACAGAGUGAAGACAUUCCUGCUCACGUUAUCAGCAGAAGACCCUUCUCCCUUGCAGCUGUCAGCUUUUACAUUAAGUUGAGCAAGAUGACCAAAGGAAAGAAGGCCACGGGGAAGAAGGUGGCCCCUGCCCCAACUCUCAUGAAGAAACAAGAGGCCAAAAAAAUGGUGAAUCCUCUGAGAAAAGGCCUAAGAACUUUGGCCUUGGGUUGGACAUCCAGCUCCAAAGAGAUCUCACGUGCUUCGUCAAAUGGCCCCACUCCAUCAGGUUGUAGCAGCAAAGGACCAUUCCCUAUAAGCAGCUCAAAGUCCCUUCUUCCAGUCACCAGUUUAUCCAGGCCCCAGACCAGCAAACAGCUACUCAGAUGCUUAAGCUUGCCCAUAGCUACAGGCCAGAGUCAAAGCCAGAGAAAAAGCAAAGGCUACUGGCCCUUGAUGAAAAUAAAGGUGCUGGCAAUAGGGAUAUCCCCACUUAGAGACCACCUGUCCUCUGAGCAGGGUCAAUACCGUCACCACCUUGGUGGAGUAAACAAGGCUCAACUGGUGGUGACAGCCCAUGAUGUAGAGCCCACUGAGCUGGUGGACUUCCUGCCUGCUCUGUAUCACAGGGUCCUCUACUGCAUCAUCGAAGGGGAAGGCCAGGCUGGAGCAGCUGGUCCACAAGAAGACAUGCACCACUGUUGACUUCAUGCAGGUUAACUCAGAAGACAGGGGUGGUCUGGCUAAGCUGGUGGAAGCUAUUAGGACCAAUUACAACAGAUGAUGUUCACUGCCACUGGGGAGGCAAUGACCU